Papaver somniferum (opium poppy) is the source of this 567-nucleotide messenger RNA. RefSeq names its product indole-3-acetic acid-amido synthetase GH3.6-like. The record is from RefSeq and is a predicted model, not a curated record. The transcript has a single exon. Lineage: Eukaryota; Viridiplantae; Streptophyta; Magnoliopsida; Ranunculales; Papaveraceae. Gene Ontology annotation, molecular function: acid-amino acid ligase activity. The coding region runs from base 1 to 567 and encodes 188 amino acids. Gene Ontology annotation, cellular component: cytoplasm.
AUGCAAGGACUUUAUCGGUAUAGAGUUGGAGACGUGCUACGAGUUGCUGGGUUCAAGAAUAAUGCUCCUCAGUUCAAUUUCAUGCGGAGAAGAAAUGUAGUUCUAAGCAUUGAUAUGGACAAGACAAAUGAAACUGAGCUUCAAAAUGCAGUGAAAAAAGCAGUUGACCAUCUUAUGAUUAUGUCUAAUGUCUCUCUUGUUGAAUACACUAGUUUUCCUGAUACAUCAACUUUUCCAGGACACUAUGUGCUCUAUUGGAAACUUCAGGGAAACAAUAACAAUGUCGUAAUUCCUCAGAAAGUGCUUGAGGAAUGUUGUCUGGUAAUGGAAGAAUUCCUCGGUUAUGAGUAUCGUUAUAUGCGCACUAACAAGAAAUUAAUUGGACCCCUAGAGAUAAAGAUUGUAGAGACAGGAACGUUUUGUAAGCUGAUGGAUCAUGCAAUCAACCAAGGUUCAUCAGUUGCACAGUACAAGACUCCUCGAUGCAUGAAACCUGGUUCCAUGUUCGAAAUCCUAAACUCUAUGGUUCUUUCAAGCUUUUUCAGUCCAAGGUGCCCACAGCUAUGA